Chlamydomonas reinhardtii is the source of this 7683-nucleotide messenger RNA. RefSeq lists its product as uncharacterized. The record is from RefSeq and is a predicted model, not a curated record. Gene Ontology annotation, biological process: cyclic nucleotide biosynthetic process; intracellular signal transduction. The coding region runs from base 97 to 6663 and encodes 2188 amino acids. Lineage: Eukaryota; Viridiplantae; Chlorophyta; Chlorophyceae; Chlamydomonadales; Chlamydomonadaceae. The transcript has 24 exons.
AUGGACAAGGUACUGGCUUAGAGAGAAACUACUUCACAGCCAUGUUUCACCGAUAGCGAGUCGGCCCUAAAAGGCGGGCUUUGCAUACGCCUGACGAUGAGGUGGAUUCAAGCACAAUGCCUGAUGCGAAGAUUAGUUGUGCUGGCUUUCCUUGGAGUCGCUUCUGUUGUUUGGGGCAGGCGCGAGUCUGGACUCGUCGGCGCGGGGAGGGAGCUACAGAGCUCUACCCUAAGCUCAUCGACCCUAAACAGCUCUCUGGACUUCGUCACAAGGCAUAACCUGACACAGGCCGUCGCUGCGGAGCUGCAGAGUCUGCUCCUGGAAGCGACACAGCAAUGUGACAUAGAUCGACAGGCGGCGGGGGUGACGGUGCGAUUGCAGCUGGACUACCUUUACCCCAUGCUCGUGUAUGCGGAGGCAGCGGGGCGGGCGUUCCUGCAGUCGGCGGCGGGGUUGGGGUCGGCGUCGUUCCUGGGCGGCACGGAGGUACGGCUGCUUUUCCCGCCGGCCAACGACGAAGUGACCAGCAGCCUGUUGUUCAGGUCCUACACCGCCUACACCGGCCGCGGCGACGCAUGGGUUGCGGACAGCACCACGGCGCCCUGCAAGACGGGCGAUUGCCGCGGCACGCGGCCGGUGGUCAUUAGCAGCAUAGCUGGCAAUAGCAGCAGCAGCAGCAGCAGUAGUGGCGUUAGCAGUGGGAGUGGGAGCGGCGUGGGGGCGGGGCUGCAGAUGGCGAGCGUGGACGACAUGCAGGGGCUUCCCACGAACCUUGACACGGACGCCAGCCCGCCGGAGCUGGUGCCCGGCACCACGGACCUGGCGCGGCCGCAGUUGCUCAUGUACUACAGGUAUGACGUGCUGGGCGCGCUGGGCCACCCGCCGCCCGCCACCUGGACCGACCUGGCGGACUGGGCCGCGGUCGUCAACGGCACCGUGGAUGCCGACGGCGACAGCAGAGGCGACCAUGCACUGUGUCUGGACUUCACAUCCAGCUGCAAGGCCGGCUACCUGGCCCUGGCCAUCGCGGCGAGCAUGCUACAGCCGGAGACGCCGGCGGGCACGUUCUUCGAGCCGGCGGACAUGAGCCCGCUAGUAGGCACGGUUGCGUUUGAGGAGGCGCUGCGGAUCAUCGAGCGCCUGGUGCCCUACACGGCGCCGCCGCUGCCCUCACGCAACGGCAGCUCGUCCUGCCGCGCCUUCGAGCCGGCCUUUUCGCUGGGCCGCUGCCUGCUCACUAUCAACUUUGACCAGAUGCGGGCCACGCCCGCGCCCGGCGCGGCCUUGGCGGCAAUCACCAACGCCUGGAACGACGUGGUGGGCGCGACCUCUGCAGUGCAGGUCUCCGGCAGCAGCAGCAGCGGCAAUGUGGUGGCGUUCCCGUUUGUGCGCGGCGCGCUGCCGGCGGAGGCGCUGGGCGUGGCACCGCUGCCAGGUAGUGAGAUUAUGUAUGACCGGGAGAAGUGCGUGCUGGCGCCCUGCUCGCCCGCCAACUGCCCCAACGCGGUCAACACCAGCUGCGCCGCAUCGGCGACCGACCCCCGGCAGCGGCGCUCCUGCAUCGUGAACCGCGCGCCGCUGGUGGCGGGGCUGGGAUACGACUACAGCGCAUCACCGGACGCGGACGCUGCGGCGCUGGGACGGCUGGCGGUGCUGCAGGCGAGCGCCGACGCCGCGCUGAAGCGCUGGCCGGAGGCGGUGGCGGGCACGCUGUUGAUUGGCAGCGCGACCGGCCCGUCGUUUUCGGAUGUGGGCGGUGGCACGAGCGUGAACAGCUUAGGCGGAGCCGCUAGCGGGGCUGCGGGCCGUCGGUCACGGCGGCUGGCAGCGGCAGCGCACGGAUCGGCAGAGCGCCGGUCGCUGCAGCGGCAGCUGACGGUGGCGGACUGGACCAACGCAAGCGGGCUGGUACAGCUGGGCUACUCGGCGGCCGAGGUGCGCCGCUACCUGGACGCGUACUGGGGCUCGCUGCUGGGCCAGGACGGCAGCGGCGGCGCCUCCAGCCCGGGCCCGCCGCGCAACGUGGUGCAGGAGCUGGCCUUCCGCGGCAGCAGCUACUUCACAAACGUGUUCGCGCAGGCUGUGGGCUGGGUGCUGCUGGGCGGACUGUCGCCCGGCAAUGCCUCCACGCUGGCGGCCAGCGACACGCGGCAGCUGCUGGCGCUGGUGGCGACCAACAUCACGCGCCUGGGGUACAAGUACAGCCAGGACAUAGGGUACAGCGGGAAUCGCGGCAGCCACGCGCCACUGCCAGCCGGCGACAGCGGCGGCCUUAGCGACUCGCAGCUGGCGGCGGCGAUUGCGGUGCCGGUGGUGGUGACGGUCGUGCUGUUGGCGGCGCUUGGGCUGGCGGUGGUGCUGGUGAUGAAGAAGCGCAAGGCCGGCGGCUGGGGCGCUGUGGCGCCGCCGGGCGCGGGUUCCGGCACCACGCUGCUGUUGACUGACAUCCAGAACAGCACGGUGCUGUGGGAGACGCUGCCGCCCGACGUGAUGGACGCCGCCAUCCGCUGCCACCACGACGUGUUGCGGGGGCUGCUCCAGCCCCAUGGCGGCUACGAAAGCGCAACAGAGGGCGACGCCUUCAUCCUGGCUUUCCACACCGCCGAGGAUGCGGCCGCUUACGCGGUAGCAGCGCAGGUGAUGCUGAUGGAGGCGGCGUGGCCGGAGGAGAUGCUGACGCACCCCGACUGCGAGGUGGUGUGGGUGUCGCCACAGCGUAUGAACCCAACCGCGUCCCUCAGCUACGUGUCCCGGGAGCUGCUUUCUGCGCUCACCCGGGCAGUGCAGACUGGCACCGCGCAGGCGGGCCUCACGCUCGGUGGGGGCAGCGCCGCAGCUGCUGGCGCCGGUGCCGGCGGCGGCGGUGGCGACGACACCAACGCCCCCGUGGCCUCCAGCAAGACGCUGCUGCGCUGGCUGACGCGGUUUGGGUCCUCGGAGCUCCGCUCAAGCAGCGGUGUGGCCAAGUUGGGCAGCAAGAAGCGCGGCUCCAGCGACGGCGGCGCCGGCCGCGAUGCCGACGGCGGCGGCAACCAGCCGAGCAUGGGCACAAUUAAGAGCGGCUUUGAGGCCAGCAUCUACGGCCGCAUCACACAGGCCAACUCCUUCCGCAAGGACAGGUCCGGGCCCGAGCCGCGCGGCGGCGCCGCGCCUGCCGCCAGCUCGCCUCUGGAGCAGAUGCUGGCGCACACCGGCAACCUCAACGCCAGCGCCAUGAACCUGGGCCCCCUCACCAAGUGCCCCUCCGACAUCCGGAGCUACAUGGAGAACGAGCAGGAGGGCAUGCCCGACUUUCUCACCACGCCGCGCGCGGCGGCGGCCGCCGCAGGCGGUGGCGCGCCCGCCAGCUCUGCCGCGCUGCUGGCGGCGCAUAACGGCAUGGUGGAGCCGGUCCGCAGCACCAGCAACCUGCUGCCGACGCUGCCGGGCGGCUGCGUGACGGUGGCCACGCUGACCGAGGCGCUGCGGCAGGGCUGGCGCAAGGUGGUGCCAGGCUCGCAGGGCGGCGGCGCAGCUGCGGCCGCAGGCACCCCCGGGGGGGCAGAGUUCGGCGGUGCCGGCACCGGCCUGGCGGCCAGCCCGCGCAGUGGGACUCUGGACCUCAGCGGCAAUGUGGCAGCGGCCGCGGCGGCGGCGUUUGGCGGGGCUGGUGGAGGUGCUGCCAGUGGCGCGGAGGGCGAGCCGCAGGUGCCGGAGUACCUGCUGGCCUUCCGCGGGAUGCGCGUCAGGAUGGGCCUGCACUCGGGCGCGGACGUGAGCGAGGUGUCGCUGAACAAGGCCACCGGCCGCACCCAAUACAGCGGCACCUUCAUGACGGAGGCCAAGGCCGUGUGCGACUCGGCGCACGGCGGGCAGGUGGUGCUGUCGCCCACCGUGUUCAAGCAGUUGCCACCCGGCUGCCUGGCCAAGGCCGCAUUCCUGCUGCACAUGGGCGAGCACACGCUCGACGACUACUCCAUUGCCAAGCGGAAGCGGCAGCAGGAGGCGGCGGCGGCGGCGGCGCGGCGGAGGGCCGAGGGUGGCCGGCCGGGCAAGCCACGGACGGGCCGGGCCCUGGGGCUGCCUGACCUGGAGCAUUUCGACUCGGCGAAGGAGAGCGGAGGCGGCAGCAGCGGCGGCGCGGAGGCGGGCGAGGAGCCUGUCGAGGAGGGAGGCGAGGUGCCGGAGGAGAGCGAGGAGCCGGAGCCCAUUCCGCUGUACCAGAUGCUGCCGCACCGCCUGGCGUGCAGGUUGCCGUUCUUCGAGCCACUGCGCUCCAACUCCUACCUGUCACUGGGCCUGCCGGACGCACCGGUGGGGCGCGUGACGGUGGCGUUCAUGUACGUCAUUGGCGCGCAGGCGCUGCUGGCCUGGAACGCGCCCCUGGCCACGGAGGCGCUGACGCUGUUCCACAACACCGUGGCGGCGCAGCUCAAUGCAGCGGACGGAUACGUGGUGGAGCUGGUGGACGGGCUGUGCCUGGCCGCCUUCCGCUCCUCCGCCGACGCGCUGCUGUGGGCGCUGCGCUGCGGCCGGCAGCUGCUGGCAGCCCCCUGGGACGACGAGCUACUGGAGCACGAGCUGUGCGAGGAGGUGUCGCUGCCGCUACACGGGGAGUGGGGCGCGGCGGCGGGAGGAGGCGGAGGCACGGGCGCCGGCGGCAUGGGCGCGGGGGCAGGGGGCCUGACGGAGGCGCGGCUGGGCUCGGUGUCGGGGCCGGGCGGCAUGGGCGGCGGAGGCGGCACGCCGCAGUUUGGACUGUCGCGCGCCACAGCCAUCCGGUACAAGACGCUGAUGCGCGGGCUGCGGCUCAAGGUGGGCAUGGACACCGGCUUCGUGGCGGACUCCAUCAACGCCACCACCGGCCGCAUGGCCUACCGCGGCCGGCCCAUGAACCGCGCCGCGCGCAUCGCCAGCAAGGCGCUAGCGGGCCAGGUACACUGCAGCGCGGCGGUGUGGGCGUCGGCGGUGGACCGGCUGGGUGUGGUGGCGCGUGCGGGCGGCGAGGACGAGCUGACGGCCAGCAGCCUGGGGCUGCAGAGUCUGAAGGGCGUCAUGGAGAAGAUCGAGGUCCUGUCGGUGUCCUACAAGGGCAAUGCCCUGUCCGCCGAGGAAGCUGCAGUGGUGGCACGCCACGCGCCCCGCAGCAGCCACAACAGCACCAGCAUCACCGCCACCAACAGUAGCAACCCCAACGUGCUUUCUGGCCUUGCCUCCGCCUUCAGCCUGGCCCCUGGCGGGCCCUCCUCCGCCUCCGUCUCCGCGGCUGCGGCGGCCGCCGCCAGCGGCGGCAGUAUUACCGCUGCCCUCUCCCGCGCCUCGCUGCUCAACGCGGUGCUCGGCGCGGGCACCGCCAGUACUGGUGGCGGCGACCGCGCGUCGCCAUCCGCGCGCAACCGCUCGCCGCGCCGCGUCAGUGGCGGCGCCGUCCUCUUGGGCGGCGGCAGCACCGGCGGUGUUGGUGGUGGCGGCGGCGGCGGUGGCGGCGGCAGUGGGGGAAACAGCCUGUUGCCUGCGGGCGUGGCGGCCUCGCCCUUCGGCAGCAGCGGCGCUGGCGGUCUGUUGCUGCGCGGCAACGGCGUGCGCAGCGGCACGCUGCCGGUGGGCAACCCUGCUGAGGGCGGCGCGGCGUCGCCGCUGUCCCGCACCACUGCCUACAGCCCCGCAGACACGCCCUCGUCGCCGGUGAUGGGCGGCGGCGGCGGCGGCGACACGGCGGCGCACAAGGAGCACAUGGUGCUGCACCUGAACCCGCUGCACGACACCGCCGCCGGCAGCACGGUCAACAGCGGCACCCACGCGCUGGUGGACUCGGUCACAGGCGCCGGCACGAGCGGCAGCUUUGCGGCCGGGGGUCUGCAGCCGGCGGCGGCGACGCCGCCAAACCCGGGUGCUGGCAGCGCCGCCACCGCCGCCUUCCUCUUGUACGGCAGCCGCCGAGUGCCGCACGCCUCCGGCCUGGGGCCCGCGCCUGCGGCGCCGGCGCCCUCGCCUGCGGCGAUCGGCCUGCCGCCGCGGCCUCUGAGCCAUGGCGGCAGCGGCGGUGGUGCCGGCGGCGCUGCGGGCGCCGGCAGCCUGGCAUCAGGGGAGCCGUCGCCCGCGGGAACAGCCGCCGACAGCGACGCGACGGAGGGCGCCGACAGCCCGGCGGCGGCGGGCAAUCUGGCGCAGAACACGCCGCCCGGCCUCAACCGCGUCAUCACGUUCGGCGCCACUGUCGGCGCCGCGGUCGUUGAGGACGUAAACUUCUUGGCACUGCCGCCGCCAUCGGGCCCGGCGCCGGCGCUACAGCUGCCUACCCGCUCCCCCGCCACCUCUUCCGACACGGGCAUGGCCCCCAGUGCCUUCGCCAGAUCGGAGCCGCCGGGACUGCUUGGGCUCCCGCCGCAGCCGCCGGGGGGGCUGCAGGCCAGCCACACGGGUACGGCGCGGCGCGGCUCCACCGGCACGCGACUGCCGCCCGGAAUGGACAGCCUGGUGUCGGCGGCGGCGUCAGCUUACGGUGGCGGCAGCAGCAGCCGCAACAGCCAGGGGCAGGAGCACGGGCUGGACCCGGCCACGUUCCUGGCGGCACAGCAGCUGAGCAUCAACCGGCGCGACGGCCCGGCGCCGUCGGGGCAGGUGGAGGUGCCGCUGGACCAGCUCAGCCUGCAGGUGCUGCUGGAACGGAUUGAAAAGGAGUGAGGAGUGAGGGCUUGGGCGGGAGCGGGCCAGUUGGGAAUAAGGAGAAGGGUAGGUGCGGGGAUGGGCAGAUUGAAGGGGAGAGCUGUGGGCAGGUUGGUGCAAUGGUGCAUUUGGCUGUGGCAAUACAUCGCAGCCUGGUUCGAUUAUGCGCUUGGGUUAGAAGACGAUAGAUGAGGAUUGUGUCGUCGAUGCAGGAGGGGCCGAGCAGCAUUGCUUAGGUAAUCAACGGUAGGUCAGGCACAGUACUGUACUACACGGGCUGCGAGACUUUGCGAGGGUAGGGGGUGUCCGUACUGUGCCCAGUAAUGGGAUAGAGUUGGAGGCGCUAGGGCGCAGGCCGAGCGAUCACUGUGAUGCUUUGGAAGGGUUCUUGUCGCUGCAUUGCAGAGAGGUGUUUGCAACUGGGGCUAAAGUCGCCUUGUGGCUUGUCUAACUCUUGCGGCAGUGGGUGCAGUGCUGAGUGGUGCGGGCGGCAUGAGGCGGCGGCGUAGUUGCCCUGACUGAUUGGCAACAGGCUUGGCCCCGGAAAUGCGCGCCCAGCCAGAGGCGAUAAAGCCGAUGUGCCUGACAGUCACGGCCUCUUACCCUGUUGCUCCAGAAUGGCGACUCAAACCAUCCGCUCAUUGUUGUCGUUUCAUCCGUUUCUUACAAGGGGGUGGGGGGUUGCACACGGAGGCACUUGCAAAGAUGCGCUGGUGGCGUUGUGUGGUGUCCACUGUACGGGAGCCAUUGGUGUUGGCGUUGUGGGGAAGUUGAAGGUUGCGACUGUUGUGCUUCGGGGACGAAUGCAUUGCCUGAUUUACCAUGAUGGAUUCUUACAUGCGUACAUCGACUGUGGUUGCUCUGCAUUCGUAUAAUGCUUGCUGUGUGAAGAUCUGAUGAGAAGUGUUGCCGGGUUGGCCCAGGGCGAUGGAGGGCGAAGACCAAGCGCAUUGUUGCUUUGUGUGGGAAAGCGAUGGCGAGAGUUCAGCCGGACGAUGGCAGCCCGCUAGCGAAGGUGGGCUGUAAGCUUGUUUCCCU